ACGGCACUCUAGGCUUGGCAACCAGUAUGUCUGCACACAUACAUAUUAUUUAGCGGGGUAGUCAGCUAGUUAGUUAGUGACAAAUACAGUGUAGGUGACAUAUAUAUUCAGUUACCAGUAUGGAGGGUAUCAUGAAAACCCUGAGCUUCGUUAAUUCAUCUCUAGUGCAGGCAAAUCCACAGGAACGUAUUGCUAUGAGUGCUAAACUAGAGGAUAGUAUAUAUUGUGCAAAGUAUGAGAGAAGAAGACAGAUUUCUAAUGGGGCCUCAAGCUCAGUAUUCUGUGUAAAGCUGAGAGGGAAGAAAGGAGAACAACUAUUUGCCGCCAAAUAUCUGAAAUCUAAUUCCUCAUCAUCUAGACGUGAAGUAGAAAUUCUAAGAAAACUUCAACGAGGCCAGAAUAUACUUCGUCUGCUGGAUACUUUCUACUGUGAGUUCCAUAUUAUCCUAGUUACAGAGUACCUAGCAGGAGGGAACCUGUUUGAACGACUGUCUAACAGUGAGUACAAGUUAACUGAAGCUAAAUGCCAAAUAUUUGUCAGGCAAAUACUCAGGGGUCUGGAGUUUAUGCAUUCUCUGGGUGUAGUGCAUCUAGACAUCAAGCCUUUCAACAUUCUCUUCGCAAAUAAGAAUGAUGAUUUUGGAUUAAAGAUAUCAGACUUUGGGAGUGCUCAGGAGCUGGGGGAAGAAAAGGAGGUGAAGUUCAAUAAGAUCAAGGGUUCGGUGGAGUUCAUCAGCCCGGAACUUAUUCAUUGCGAACCUGUUGGUACACAGACAGAUAUGUGGAGUGUGGGCGUGGUCGCAUAUAUGCUUGUGUCAGGAGGCGUGUCACCAUUCUACUCAGCUGCCUCUGUUUCCCCAUCCUCCCAUUUAAGCUGCCUCUGUGUGGUUAGAAAAACAAGAAUCCAUGAAAUGGUUGCUAAGAAGAAGGCCAAGUCCUUAAUCCAGCAGCUUCUUGUCAGAAAUUCAGCUGACCGGCUUACAGCCAGACAGGCUCUUGACCACCCCUGGAUGGAUAGUGACAGGGUUUAUGUAGAUGUACUUUUUGAACUUGAAACUACCUGGAUGCGUAAAUGUCUUGCCAGACGAAGAUGGUACAGAGCUUUGAAUGCUUUGAGGGCAAUGCAUACAAUGAGAAAAUUCAGUCUUCCAGACUCACCAUCAGAAGAGGAAGAGGACGAGGAAAGUACAGAUGUUGCACCUCAGGCCGCUAGGAUCGCUGUCGUCGAGGAAAAAUUAGAAGAACCAAGACAAUUUGAAGAGUAUCGGUUAAAGUAUGAGAGUGUUUGUCUGAUUGGUUCUGGAACCUUCGGUAGUGUUUACUAUAUCAGGUAAAGGAUUGGUUCUGGAACCUUCGGU
Eurytemora carolleeae is the source of this 1358-nucleotide messenger RNA. Its product is annotated as calcium/calmodulin-dependent protein kinase type 1. Gene Ontology annotation, molecular function: myosin light chain kinase activity; ATP binding. The coding region runs from base 120 to 1334 and encodes 404 amino acids. NCBI's taxonomy places the organism in Eukaryota, Metazoa, Arthropoda, Copepoda, Calanoida, Temoridae. Gene Ontology annotation, biological process: protein phosphorylation. The transcript is spliced from 16 exons. The record is from RefSeq and is a predicted model, not a curated record.